Messenger RNA from Cydia splendana, 572 nucleotides. RefSeq lists its product as uncharacterized. Bases 70 to 465 code for a protein of 131 amino acids. Lineage: Eukaryota; Metazoa; Arthropoda; Insecta; Lepidoptera; Tortricidae. The transcript has 2 exons. The record is from RefSeq and is a predicted model, not a curated record.
UGUCAUACUUGUCACUACAAACGUAAUUUGGAAUCAGCUGUUUAUAUUGUCUGCAGACGAUAAGGGCCCAUGACUUUUGGAAAAAUCUCGUCCUUUAACUGGAACACAUGUACUGGACCAAACAAUGGAAAUUAUAUCUUCAGAAAUAUGACAGAAAAUAGAAAAAGAGCAAGGGAGGAUGACACUUGCGAAUUUAUGCCUCUAUCUAAGAGGAUAAAUAACUUGCAUAUAAACAACAACCUUGCCAGCACAAGUGCCUCCCAGACGCAAGAAUCAAAUAUGGCUAAUAACAUAAAUCUCGAGAAUGGAAUCUCCUCAUCUAGUUCAUCGUCCGAUUCCGAAAGAAGACCUAGUUAUGAUCCAGGAAUAAGUGCGGCCCAAAGCAGUUACUACUAUGAGAACAAGCUGUUGUUUGAAUUGCAUUUAGAAAGAACUCAAAGAUCAGGGCAGCAGUACCCGUUUUAGUGGUCCUGAUGGUGUACAUUUUGUGUGUAUUUAUUGUGAAGCAUGCCAUAGUAUGUAUGUAACUUUAUAAUUAAUAUUAAUUAAUGAAAUUAAACCUUAUAAUACAU